Molecule: messenger RNA, 745 nt
Organism: Cucurbita pepo subsp. pepo (vegetable marrow)
Lineage: Eukaryota; Viridiplantae; Streptophyta; Magnoliopsida; Cucurbitales; Cucurbitaceae
Source: RefSeq, a predicted model, not a curated record
UAUAUAUAUGGUUUCUAGUAUUUUUGUAUAGACAUAGAACGAAAGCUGGCCGUUCUCAAUUCGGGAUCAGAUUUUUCAUGCUUUUCACAGGUUGCUGUGGAUCUCAUAAGUGAAUAUGCAUCCUCCUCUAACUUUGCAUAAGCACCCGAUGUGUGCUGAAAUUAUUGAGGAGUUUCAAAAGUGUCAUCUAGACCAUCCCAUUGCAAAAUUUUUGGGUGAAUGCACAGAUCUCAAAAUUAAGCUUGAUCGAUGUUUCAGGCAGGAAAAAGCUCUGAAACGAAAGGCAAACUUUGAGCAGAGUAAAAAAAUGAAGGAAAGGCUAGAUGCUUUAAGAAAGGAAAACGCUUUAUGAAGUAGUUAGGAUAUGGCACUCAUGGAAAGUGUUUCAAGACGAAACAUUUAACUAAUAAGACAUCGAGAUUGGGAAGAUAUGUAAAUUCAUUACAGAAAUCUAGAAAUUUGUUGCCAGUUUCAAUGGUUGAAGACUUUGAAUGACUCCAGAGUGUGGAAGAGAGAAAUUUUAGUUUCAACACAAAACUUGUAGAUUGUGAAGCUGGUGUCGAGCAAAACUGCAGUUUUGGUUGGGAAAUUCAAUUUUAUAAGGCUGGUUCUCAUAUGGGAAUAUACUUUGUAUGCUUGAAAACUGGCCAUAAAUAUAAUCUUAAUCAUGUUUAGUUGACAUAUUUCUGGUCUCCAGCUAUAAUUGUGACGAAACGAAUGCGAAAGAUUUGCCCCUUGCAUACAA